AUGGCGGACAACCAUAACACGACAAAGGACGUCGAGUCCAACACCUCCACCCAUCCCAAUGACGAAAAGAAGAAACAACCCUCUAGCGAGGAAAACUUGAGCGUCCACUCCGGCUCAGAUCUAGUCAAUGUCCAACUCGACCCAGCCAAGGAGAAGAAAUUGCUCGCUACACUGGACUUACACUUUGUCCCGAUUAUCAUGUUUGCUUAUUUGACUUGUUUCUUGGAUAGAGGGAACAUCGGAAACGUUAAAGUUGCGGGUAUGCCAGAAGAUAUCGGCGCGUCAAACUCUCAAUACUCCACCGCUGUAUCAAUCUUCUACGCGACAUACGUCACCUUCGAAACGCCCCUUGCCAUGCUCAUGAAGAAAGUUACUCCGCGUAACCUUCUGUGCGGUCUUUGUGUAGUAUGGUCUCUCACCACCAUCUUCACGGGAUUCGUGAAUAGCGUUGGCGGAUUAUAUGCUAGUCGUCUCGUGCUCGGUUGCUGUGAGGCGGGACUUUUCCCAUGUCUAAAUUUGUAUAUUUCCAUGGUGUAUAGGCGAGAAGAGCAGGCGAAGCGGGUCUCGUAUUUGAUGAGUUGUGCGGCGCUUUCGGGGGCUGUAGGGGGUUUGCUGGCUUAUGGGUUGUUGCAGAUGGACGGUGUGGCUGGCAAGGCUGGUUGGAGAUGGGUCUAUUUCAUUGAGGGUAUCUUCAGCAUUCUCGUUGCUGUAUGGAUUUGGUACGGAUUGCCCAAUGAUCCUUCGAAUGCCUAUUUCUUGACCACGGAGCAAAAAUGGAUGAUGCAAGUCCGGAAUGAGCAAUCGAGACAAUACCUCGGCCCUGAGAAGUUUACUUGGGACCAGUUCUGGAUCGAAGUGCGCGAUCCCAAGCUGUACUUUAGUGCCGCCACACAAUUCUGUCAGGAUAUCAUCCUCUACGGUUUCAGCACCUUCCUCCCCGCCAUUCUCAAAAGCUCAGGCUACGACACCCUAAGAAGCAAUGCUUUGACCGUACCCGUCUACAUCUGGGGCGUCAUCAGCUUCACCAUGCUCGCCUUCUGGGCGGACCGCAUCACACGCUUCGCCCCCUUUAUCCUGGGCGCCAACACAGUCUCCAUGAUCGGGUACAUUUUGCUGCUGACCGUCAAAACCAACAACGCCGUCCGCUACUUCGCCACUUACCUCUGCGUCGUAGCCUGCUACUUGGGUCCCGGUCUCAACUUGGCCUGGUUGAAUGUCAACGUUGCGCCUCAUCAUCGUCGUGCGGCGGCCGUUGGGUUGCAGCAGACUAUCGGUAACACUGCGGGAAUAGUGGCGGGCCAGGUUUACCGUACUUCUCCGUAUGUUUUGGGAAAUUCGUUCUCGUUGGGUGCUGCUUGUGUUGCGCAGUUGUUGGUUGUGGGUCAUGUGUUGUAUCUACGGAGAGAGAUUGCGCUCAAGGAGAGCAUUGCCGAAGGUAAAGUGGAGGAUAAGAGGAGGGUUACUACUGGUGAUGGUGCUGUGGAUUAUAAGUACUUCUAUUGA
Messenger RNA from Talaromyces marneffei, 1503 nucleotides. RefSeq lists its product as uncharacterized. The transcript has 4 exons. NCBI's taxonomy places the organism in Eukaryota, Fungi, Ascomycota, Eurotiomycetes, Eurotiales, Trichocomaceae. Gene Ontology annotation, molecular function: transmembrane transporter activity. Gene Ontology annotation, cellular component: membrane. Gene Ontology annotation, biological process: transmembrane transport. Bases 1 to 1503 code for a protein of 500 amino acids. The record is from RefSeq and is a predicted model, not a curated record.